Molecule: messenger RNA, 4898 nt
Organism: Hipposideros armiger (great roundleaf bat)
Lineage: Eukaryota; Metazoa; Chordata; Mammalia; Chiroptera; Hipposideridae
Gene: PTGIS
Product: prostaglandin I2 synthase
Exons: 10
Coding region: 233-1774 (513 amino acids)
Biological process (GO): prostaglandin biosynthetic process
Molecular function (GO): heme binding; monooxygenase activity; oxidoreductase activity, acting on paired donors, with incorporation or reduction of molecular oxygen
Source: RefSeq, a predicted model, not a curated record
AGAAGUCAGCCCCCAUUUUCCCCACCUCUUAGCCCUUGGCAACCACUAAUCUAUUUUCUAUUCCCAUAGAUUUGCGUAUUCUGGACAUCCCAUAGAAAUACACCUGGGAUCAUGCAACAUGUGUGGCUUUUUGUGGCUGGCUUCUUUCACUUAGCAGAAUGGUUUUUGAGGUUCUUCUACAUUGAAGCAUGCGUUAGCACAUUCCUUGUUAUGGCUGAAUAACGUUCCAAGGAUGAGUGGACCACAUUUUGUUUAUCCAUUCAUCAGUCAAUGGACAUUUGGGUGGUUCCACUUUUUGGCUAUUAUGAAUAAUGCUACUAUGAACAAUAGUGUACAAGUUUAUGUGCGACCUGGCGAGCCUCCCCUGGACCUGGGCAUUAUCCCCUGGUUAGGCUAUGCCUUGGAGUUUGGAAAAGAUGCUGCCAGCUUCCUCACUAGGAUGAAGGAGAAACACGGUGAUAUUUUUACUGUGCUGGUGGGAGGCAGGUACAUCACUGUCCUCCUGGACCCACAUUCGUACGACUCGGUGGUGUGGGAGCCACGUACCAAGCUGGAUUUCCACGCCUAUGCCGUCUUUCUCAUGGAGAGGAUUUUCGAUGUUCAGCUUCCACAUUACAACCCUAGUGAUGAAAAGGCCAAGAUGAAACCGUCUCUCCUCCACAGAGACCUCCAGGCGCUCACGGAAGCCAUGUAUGCCAACCUCCACACCGUCCUGUUGGGUGACACCACAGAAGCAGGCAAUGGCUGGCAUAAGAUGGGUCUCCUCGAUUUCUCCUACAGCUUCCUGCUCAGAGCUGGCUACCUGACUCUGUACGGAGUGGAUGCCCUGCCACGCACCCAUCAGAGCCAGGCCCAGGACCGUGUCCACUCAGCCGACAUCUUCCACACCUUCCGCCAGCUCGACCUGCUGCUCCCCAAACUGGCACGUGGUUCCCUGUCAGUGGGGGAUAAGGAACGGGCGUGCAGAGUCAAAGGUCGCCUGUGGAAGCUGUUGUCCCCAGCCAGGCUGGCCCCCCGGGCCCAACGGAGCAACUGGCUGGAGAGUUACCUGCUGCACCUGGAGGAGAUGGGUGUGUCAGAGGAGAUGCAGGCGCGGGCUCUGGUGCUGCAGCUGUGGGCCACACAGGGGAACAUGGGUCCUGCUGCCUUCUGGCUCCUCCUCUUCCUCCUCAAGAACCCCGAGGCCCUGGCUGCCGUGCGCAAAGAGCUUGAGCAAAUCCUCUGGCGAGCAGAGCAGCCUAUCUUGCAGAUGACUACUCUCCCACAGAAGGUUCUAGAGAGCAUGCCUGUGCUUGACAGUGUGCUGAGUGAGAGCCUCAGGCUCACAGCUGCGCCCUUCAUCACCCGGGAGGUCGUGGUGGACCUGGCCUUGCCCAUGGCAGAUGGGCGGGAAUUCAGCCUGCGACGUGGUGACCGCCUCCUCCUCUUCCCAUUCCUGAGUCCCCAGAGGGACCCAGAAAUCUACACAGACCCAGAGGUGUUUAAAUACAACCGAUUCCUGAACCCUGAUGGAUCAGAGAAGAAAGACUUUUACAAGGAUGGGAAGCGACUGAAGAAUUACAGCAUGCCGUGGGGAGCAGGGCACAACCAGUGCCUAGGGAGGGGUUAUGCCAUCAGCAGCAUCAAACAAUUCGUGUUCCUUGUGCUGGUGCACUUUGACCUUGAGCUGAUCAACCCGGACACGGAGAUCCCGGAGUUUGACCUCAGCCGGUAUGGCUUCGGGCUGAUGCAGCCAGAACACGAUGUGCCCGUCCGUUACCGCAUCCGGUCGUGAGCUCUGGGAGCAGACAGAGCCCCACGUGCUGGCCUUCACCCAACCUGUCCCCCCGAUCACCCAACUUUCUGUGUCUGUAUCUGUCCUGGGUGCAGAGCUUUGAACACCCAACAGUGGUGGCAUUAGCACUUUCCUGCUUUUUUUCUAGAAGGUUGGUCCAGGACAGGAGGAAGAAGGGAAGCUGAGAGAAGGUAUAAUUCCAAAAUGAGGCUCUUUCUGCUCCCGGCUUACCUUGCGAUACCCACGAAAGCUAGGGCAGACAGGGCAGUAUAGGAGUCCUGACUGCCCUGCCCCCAAUUUCCAGAGGGGCCACCAUUCAAGUCCUUGACAAUGGUAUGGUCAAGGCCUUAACCACUCAAAGCCGAUGUCGACCGUAAAAAAAGCCAAUCGGGACCCUGCAAUGUGUCCCUUGAAAUAAGCCCUAUUCCCAAAGUAUUUUAAACUAGCUGAAGCCAAAGGAGUCUUUAGAAUACCUGCUUCCCCAGGUGUCCCGUUCCCUCAUCUGUCCGUUCACACUGAUAUGUGAGAAUACGCAGGAGGGUUUUCCCGAAGCUGGAGCAACCAAGAUAUAGAUCGUGAGCACCCCCUGACAGGGGGCUCUGAGGAGUGGAGCUCUGUGUUCCAGACUCACAGGCUCCAGAUGGGAUGAGCUUUGCCAGUGCUGAGACUCAGGUCGGGAGUAAGAAAGACACAGCCCCCACAGGAGGGCCUUGAUGGAAAGAAGCAGCCAGGCUCCUUGGACUUGGCACGCCAAAAAAAAAGAGAAGUUGGUUUCCUACAUUCUAGCUCAGAAGCUCCAGCUGUGGGCAUGACCCAGUCUGCAGACCUGUUUUGUGUGGCCUACAUUUUUGAAAAGUAAUACGUUCGUUGUUUUCAUAUUAUCUUUGAGAGAGUUGACGUAAAAGGUCUAGCUUCUCUUAAAAACUUGGAAGAUCUGGCCACACUGGGCCCAUAUUCCCAAGGGCAGCCGUUGCCCAAAGCUAAGAAGCAGCUGCCUCCAUUUUCUGGGGCAUGUGCACUCUGGUUCACCAGGGUUUCUGCUUGAUGGGAAUUUCCCUUCCUGCUUCUCCAUUCACAGUAACUCCUGGCCCCUGAAGCCAUUCGAGUUUGAGAAACCUUGUUCUGUCUCUUAGAAGUGACUUGAUAGGAGCUGACUGGUUCUCAGACCAAUGGUCCAUUCUCCUGGGUACACCACCCUCCGAACAAACAGAUCAAUGAAGAAAACUUGCCUUUCCAUCAGCUUAGGAAAAACAGCUCAAAGAGAAAAAUUGCCUAGAAAACUGUAUGAUGAUGGCAAGUAUUAUUAGUAUUAGGUCCUGCUUAUUGAGCACCCUCUAAAUGCCUGUGACAGCCACAGUAGACAUAGUAUUUCUACUUCUCACAGCAUCUUUGCAAGGAGAGGAUGGUUAUGCCCUUUUUAUAGGUGAGGAAACAGGCUCAGAGUGGUGAAGCGACUGCCUGGAAUUAGCUCAUAAGCUCAUAGAAUUCUGCAAACAGACUUAUUGUCCCAAUAGCAAAUGCCUUCCUUGAGUUCAAGGGGAUGAUGGAGGGACAGUUAGUUCUGUUUGACAUCAGAGCCAAAGGCACGCACCGGUGGGUGCCACUCAUGAGAUUCGGACUCACAUACACACAUACACACAUAGUUAGGUCCCUUUAGCUUUAACUGAGGAGCAGAGGGGACCUGAGAUCUCCGAAUGUUUCAGGGGCUCGUCUCUUCCCUGACCAGUACCAGGGUUUGGGGGCUUCCCUGGCCCUCAGCUUCCAGCCGCCCCCCAGGAUUCCCAGAUAGACACUGUGAUUGGCAGGAGGUGGGAUAUCCCCAGGGAAACCCAUCUUCAUGCCUGGGUGACCCCCGCUGCUGCCUGCUUCUUAACUCCACAGGAAAUCAGGGCUGGCAGCCUCCUGUGGGAGGAUGGGGCCGGUUUCCAUGGCAACCCUCUGCAGCCUCAUCCUGGCUUGGAAGGGAAGGAAGAAGGCCCGCAGAAAUAGCUGCAAAAGAUCUCUCUGCGAGGCGGCUACCCUGGUGUGCUGGGGGAAAGCCCUUCUGACUCCCCUCUUCCAAAUCAGGGCUGCUUUGUCACUGAGACUAGAUUCUCACCUGUGUUCCAAAAAGGGCCAAUCGCCUUUAAAGGAGGCACCUCCCUGGAGCCACAAUCAUUAAGAAGAGACAGUUCUCACCUGGUGCCAGAGAUAUUGAAGCACAGCAUAGGAGACGAUGAUUUAAGCCUUCCCUUGUUUUAAUUUUUCUUUUUCUUUCUUCUUUUAAGCAAAUACAAGUUACAGAGAAAAGAGGGAGAGACAAGUGGGUUAGCUCCCUGCUACAGGUUUGUUAGAAAGGUACCCAGGUGUCUUUGUGUCUCUUCAUAGCUUGCUUUAGAAUCACGAAAUUGCAAGACGUGUUAGAACCCUCUUAGGUUGACCUAAUGAAGUGUUUCCUUACCAUUGUCGUUAUUAUUAUUAUUAUUUUUGCCAUAUUUUAUAUGUUGUUUACCAGAUAUUUUCCUUUAACCAGACUCAUUUUUUUAAGCUUAUAUUUGUUCAUAAAGGGAACUUAUUUUGAUCACUGCCAGUGAUGGGCAACGUGUAUCAUUUGUUGCCAAAAAUAGAAAGUGACUGUGAAACAUAAAUUUUCUGGGUGUCAUGCUGGUGUCACCAAGCCUCAGUGCCUGAGAUCUGUGUCUUCUCUGUUACGAAAUGAGACGAACAAGUGUUUGAGUGGCAUUAAAGCCAGGCCAGCACCACCUUGAGACUUUCUCCUUGACAGUCACGAGUUGAAAAAGACAGGAGGAGUAAGCUGCUCACCACGUGGGUCACCUGUACAGUACGCCUGGUCUGAGUGCCCACCAGAGUCUUCUAUCACCAGUGGGCCCCAAGCAAAGUGAGCUAAUGACAUCCCACCUGUCCGUUCUCCAGGUGGAGAAACAGGCUCUGAGAGUUGAAGUGUCUUGCCAAAAGUCAUUGAUUUUGAUGAUGUUGUUUUUUUAUUUUUUAAACAAGCAUAGUGUUUGGAGAGGAGCAGUGAUUAUUAUGCUUGCUGUUUAAAUAAAGAGUUCUAUUUUCCUAUAAUAUUGUCCAGUGGAAACAUGCUGAAAUAUAUUAAACUAUUCUUGUAUUUGGAACUGCC